AUGUUGUUCUUUCCAUUUAUCUUCUCGAUUCUGUCUUUCAUUCCAUUAACAAAUACAAUCUUAGAUGAUGAUAUUCUUUAUGAUAUUAAAUGGCAUCCAGAAUCAAAUUCAUUAAUUGAACCAAAAAAUGAUUUCAUUAUUACGUCAAAACGCAAAGAAAAAUAUUCAUGUGUAUUGCCGACCUUUCAAACAACAGAUAAAAAAUCAGCAGAAAAUAUUUUAUUGAGUGAAAUCGAACCACUCAUAGAAAAACUAUAUUCCAGAAAGCUAUGUACUUAUCGAUUUGAUCCAUAUUGGACAUAUGAAUUAUGUCAUGGGAAGCACAUUCGACAAUAUCACGAAAGUAAAGUCGACGAUAAGAGAACAAUCGUUCAAGAAUAUUUUCUUGGCUACCAUCAUUCCGAUAAUCAAGAUAUUAUUACAAAUACUGAUCAUCAACAAAUAUUAAAGAUUCACUAUAAAACUAUUAACAAUCAAAUAAUACCUAUGUUGCCUGUUCGAUAUUCCGAGGGAACACUAUGCGAUAUUAAUUCUAAUAAACCCCGUGAAACAAUAGUUUUCUAUGUUUGUCACGAAAGAGGUAAUAAUGGUAUCAUUAGUUUUCAAGAAAUCUCGUCAUGCCAGUAUGAAAUGACAAUUGCUACAUCAUGGAUGUGUGAUCUACCAGAAUUCAGCCCAGAGGAUUUAAAUCGGCAUGCAAUCAAUUGUUUCCCACAAGAUAAUGCUCCUCAAAAACCAAGAAAUUUAAAACGACUUGAAUCCGAACAUGAAUCAUCAUUAACUACAGGCGAAGGUGGACAAUUUACUAUGACAAGUGCCGAUGGAACAACAUUAGUUAUUACAUAUAGAUACGUAAAUGAAGACGAAGUUAAGGAUCUAACAAAAGCAAUCAAUAGUGAUGUAGCCAAUGAAGCAACAACAUCAAAUCCUGCUAUUAAUGAUCAGCCGUUACCUACGAAAGCGAUCGUUGAAUUUCUCGAAGGCUUUUUUUCCGGUCGAAAUUGUUUAACGGGUGGUUCAGGUUGGUGGCGAUAUGAAAUUUGUUAUGGAAAACAUGUUAUUCAAUUUCAUGAAGAACAAAAUAAGCGAACUGAAAUUCUACUAGGCACAUGGGAUUAUCAUAAACAUGUUGAAUGGAUCAAUACAAAUCCUAAAAAGCAAUCCGAUGGCAAAACUAAAGAACGACAGUAUGCAUCAUUGUAUUAUGGAAAUGGAGAUCAAUGUGAAGUUGCAAAGAAGCCGCGCGUUGUUGAAGUUAAACUAAAAUGCUCAACAAGAAACAAUAGAUCUCAUGUUCCAACGAUAUAUCUUGUUGAACCAGAAAGUUGUUCGUAUGUUCUUGGAGUUGAAUCGUCAGUAUUUUGCAAUAUAAUUGAUUAUACCGAUGAAAAUGGUAUUCCUGAUUUGGAAAAAGUUAUGAAACAUUUUGAAGAAUCAUAA
Messenger RNA from Rotaria socialis, 1440 nucleotides. NCBI's taxonomy places the organism in Eukaryota, Metazoa, Rotifera, Eurotatoria, Philodinida, Philodinidae. The record is from the annotation of a GenBank genome assembly.